This is a messenger RNA of Emys orbicularis (European pond turtle), 1995 nucleotides long. RefSeq names its product gamma-glutamyltransferase 7 (gene GGT7). Gene Ontology annotation, molecular function: glutathione gamma-glutamate hydrolase. The record is from RefSeq and is a predicted model, not a curated record. The transcript has 15 exons. Bases 1 to 1995 code for a protein of 664 amino acids. Lineage: Eukaryota; Metazoa; Chordata; Testudines; Emydidae. Gene Ontology annotation, biological process: glutathione catabolic process. Gene Ontology annotation, cellular component: plasma membrane.
AUGGCCGCGGCCGUGGAGAAGGAGGCGAGCCAGCAGAGCACCCUGGGCGCUUACUCGCCCGUGGACUACAUGAGCAUCACCAGCUUCCCCCGCCUGCCCGAGGAGGAGCCGGCCGGCGCGGCGGCCGAGGGCUGCCUGCGCUCCAGGAAGGAGGAGGACGCGUUCCUGGGAGAGCAGGACACGGAUCCAGAUUCUUUCCUGAAAUCAGCUCGCCUCCAGCGCCUGCCGUCAUCUUCAUCGGAGAUGGGCAGUCAGGAUGUCUCGCCGCUGCGGGAGACCAGCAAAGACCCAUUCUCUGCGGACUGCAGCUGCCGCCAGGAUGGGCUGACUGUGAUCAUCACGGCCUGCUUAACCUUUGCGAUGGGAGUCACAGUGGCCCUGAUCAUGCAGAUCUACUUUGGGGACCCACAGAUAUUCCACCAGGGUGCCGUGGUCACCGACGCCGCCCGCUGCACGGCGCUGGGCAUUGAGGUGCUCAACAAGCAGGGAUCCUCAGUGGACGCAGCCAUCGCCGCAGCUCUGUGCGCAGGAAUAAUCAACCCCCAUACAUCUGGCAUCGGCGGGGGGGGAGUGAUGCUGGUCCACGAUAUCCGGAAGAACGAGAGUCAGGUGAUUGACUUCCGAGAGACAGCCCCUUUUGGGAUCCAGGAGGAAGGCCUUCGGAAGGCCUGGGAGCUGAAGCCGGGUCUCCUGGUGGGGGUGCCAGGCAUGAUACAAGGAAUGCACAAGGCACAUCAGUCACAUGGAAGACUCCCAUGGUCAGAACUUUUGGGCCUUGCUGCUAGCAUUGCCCAGGAUGGAUUCAAUGUCACACAUGACUUGGCCAGAGCUAUCACUGAACUGAAGGAGCUGAACUACUCUGACAAAUUCAGAGAAACUUUCCUUCCAGACGGCCAGCCUUUGUUGCCUGGAAUGUUUGUGAGGCGACUUGAUCUAGCCACCAUUUUGGAUCUCGUUGGCUCAGAAGGGGUCUCGGCCUUCUAUGAUGGAAAUCUAACCCAGGAGAUCAUUUCUGAGGUCCAUAACUAUGGAGGAGUCCUGUUAGAAGAAGACUUCAUUAAUUACAAUGCUGUAGUGGAGGAUCCAGUCCACACGGUGUAUCAAGGUCAUCUUGUUCUCAGCCCUCCACCUCCACAUGUGGGUCCUGCACUGAUCACAGCUCUAAAUAUCCUGGAGGGCUUUAAUAUCACGAGCCAGGUAACCAGGGAAAAUACCCUCCAUUGGAUAGCAGAGACGUUAAAAAUAGCACUGGACCUAGCUAACAGCUUGGGAGACCCAGUCUGUGACGCAUCCAUCUACCAUAGUGUAGAAGACAUGGUCAGUAAAUCAAAGGCAGGUUUCCUGCGUCAGCUGAUUAAUGACUCCCAGUCCUUCCCUUCUGCUAUCAAUAUUCCACACUUCUCCAUAGAGAACGGCCCCCCUGCUAGCCAGGUCCUUGUUAUGGGACCCGAUGACUACAUUGUUGCAGUUGUAAGUUCCCUGAACCGUCCAUUUGGAAGUGGAAUAAUAACACCCUCUGGAAUCCUUCUAAACAGUCAGAUGUUGGACUUUUCCUGGCUGAAUAGUACAUUGAACCACUCCUCUCCCGGCCUGAGGAAUCUCAUUCAGCCUGGAAAAAGACCCCUAUCCUUUUUACUGCCCACUAUUGUUCGACCAUCUGAAGGGAUGUGUGGGACUUAUCUUUGUCUGGGAGCUAACAAUGGCGACAAAGCCUUGAGCAGCAUCACGCAGGUUUUAGUAAAUGUUUUAACACUUAACAAGAACCUGAGUGAGAGUCUGUCACUGGGUCGGCUGCACCCACAGCUUCAAUCCAACAUCCUGCAAGUUGACAGUGAAUUUCCUGAAGAAGAUAUUGAAUUCCUUGAAGCCAGGGGUCAUCAAGUAUAUAAAGUUGACGUGCUUUCCCUGGUUCAUGGAGCCAGGAGAACCAACAACUUCAUCAUUGGUGUGAAAGACCCAAGAAGCAUGGAUGCUGCAGGAGCAACAAUAUUAUAG